This is a messenger RNA of Trypanosoma theileri, 717 nucleotides long. RefSeq names its product protein tyrosine phosphatase. The coding region runs from base 1 to 717 and encodes 238 amino acids. Gene Ontology annotation, biological process: very long-chain fatty acid biosynthetic process; sphingolipid biosynthetic process; fatty acid elongation. Lineage: Eukaryota; Euglenozoa; Kinetoplastea; Trypanosomatida; Trypanosomatidae. The record is from RefSeq and is a predicted model, not a curated record. Gene Ontology annotation, cellular component: endoplasmic reticulum membrane. The transcript has a single exon. Gene Ontology annotation, molecular function: 3-hydroxyacyl-CoA dehydratase activity.
AUGAUGUUGAAGAAAGCAUACCUGUUGGCCUACAAUGGCUCAAUGUUGGCAGGAUGGACGGUAAUCCUCGCCAAGGUUCUUAAACAUCUCUUAUCUGGCGGAGACGUAAGGGAUGUGUAUCCGCUAAUUUCCAAACUUCUCGUCAUUUUCCAAAGUGGUGCUAUGAUGGAGGUACUACACGCAAUGCUUGGUCUGGUGAACAGUUCCGUGUCUACAACAUUUCUACAGGUAUUAUCACGAGUUUUGGUUGUGUACGGAACAUUGGAGAUUGGACCAACCGCCUCACGUGAGAGUCCACUUUUCACUCAAAUGGUCACAGCAUGGUCUGUAUCGGAGCUUAUUCGCUACUCAUACUAUGCCUUAAAUCUUCUGGGUGUCAAGUGCCAACCGCUCACCUGGCUGCGGUACUCCGCCUUCACUGUUCUCUACCCACUUGGUAUCAGCGGAGAGAUUGGAUGCUUCUACAAGGCACUACCAUACAUAAAGGAAAAUAAGCCGUGGACAGUGGAGAUGCCUAACCGCUAUAACUUCACCUUCUCAUAUUACCAUACCGUGUGGUUCAUUCUCCUUGGUCUCUACCCACUCGGAAGCUAUACCUUGUACUCAUACAUGUUGGGUCAGCGACGGAAAGUGCUCGGCUCCGCCGCCGCAGGAACAGCAGGAGGAAAUAAAAACGUAACGAACGGAAAUCACAAAACUAUGAAGCAGAAACAGUAA